Messenger RNA from Suillus bovinus, 2117 nucleotides. Its product is annotated as kinase-like protein. Lineage: Eukaryota; Fungi; Basidiomycota; Agaricomycetes; Boletales; Suillaceae. Gene Ontology annotation, biological process: protein phosphorylation; spliceosomal complex assembly; regulation of mRNA processing. The transcript is spliced from 5 exons. Bases 43 to 1869 code for a protein of 608 amino acids. Gene Ontology annotation, molecular function: protein kinase activity; ATP binding. The record is from RefSeq and is a predicted model, not a curated record.
GGCAUUCCGACUCCGUUCGUGAAUCAUCUCUUCACAAAGUACAUGGCACCGCACCAACCAUGCGCUAAAUAUCAGUACGUCUCUACAUCGUCCACUUCAAAAAUUGUCCCGGUUACAGACCAGGAACCCAAGGAUGAAGAAUCACCAGCUGACUACAACGCUGGCGGGUAUAUGGUCGUUAAAAUCGAUGACACAUUCAAAGACGGUCGGUACGUAGUAGCACGCAAGCUAGGCUGGGGCCAUUUUUCAACUGUCUGGCUCGUCAAUGAUACUCACGAGAACCGCUAUUCCGCUCUCAAAGUGGUCAAAUCUGCUACGCGUUAUGCUGAGACUGCACGCGACGAAAUCAAACUUUUGUCUCAAGUAGCUGCUGCAAAUCCGCACCAUCCUGGUCGACUACAUGUUGUCUCAUUCCUCGAUUCUUUUGAACAUCGCGCUCUCCAGGACACUCACGUGUGCAUUGUGCUCGAGCCCCUUGGGGAGACGCUUCUUGCAUUAAUUCAACGUAACAAGAAGAAAGGUGUUCCAAAACCCCUCGUCAAGGUCAUCGCGAAGCAAGUGCUUCUCGGCCUUCAAUAUCUUCAUGAUGAAUGCGAUCUCGUUCACACUGACAUUAAACCUGAGAACAUUCUCAUUUCCAUACCAGAUGUCGAAGCUCGUAUCCAUGCCGAAUUGUCUAUUUCGCCAAAGCCAACAUCGUAUCACGUAGGCGUUCCUCAGCCCACCAAGUCCCGUUCUGGCUUGACCAUUCCUUAUCGACACGUAUCUGCACGCGAAAGACGCGUGCAAAUAUUUGAUUCACAGCCGUUAUCAAGCCCAUCGUCGAGAUCUGGAAGUAUCAGCGCUAACGCGAGUAGCCAUAGCUUCCAAAAGCAAUUUUCUGAAACAAGUCCGAUCAGUGGCGCACCCAUCAGCCAGUUGCUUAGGAAGUCCGCUAGAGCAGACCCUACCAUUCUUCAUGACCCACCAGUAAUGCCUUCCAGUAGCCCGUCGACUUCGUCUAUCAUCUCCUUCACGUUAUCCACGCCAGCAGCUUCUAACAGUACUGUCAGUACACCCCCUACCUCAGUGGGAAGUACAGACAUCCCCAUUCUGACGAAUAUGGCCUCGCUUACACUCAUGAGUGCUUCGCUGGAUGCCGAGAAACACGUAUCUACUUCCCCCCUCAUCCAAUCGCAUCCUUCUUCGGAUAUUCACAUCAUUUCUGGGCCGUCACUUCUGACCCAGACUGCUCCACAUCAAUCCUCUCAGCCGUCUCUCAGCCGAACUCCGUCGUCUCCUUCUUCAGGGGUAUCCGUUCUAGGACCUCCAUCUACGCCGCUUUCUACGCCGCUUUCUAUUAAAAUAGCUGAUCUAGGGAAUGCGACACCUUCUAAGCAGCAUUUUACAGAGGAUAUUCAGACGCGGCAGUAUCGCGCUCCGGAGGCUAUCCUUGGACGACGUGACUGGGGUACAAGAGCUGACGUUUGGAGCGUUGCCUGUGUUGUUUUCGAGUUGUUGACCGCGGAAUAUCUGUUUGACCCUCAUGGACAAGGCGAGGUGUUCACAAAGGACGAUGACCACAUGGCGCAGAUAAUUGAGUUACUGGGUGAUUUUCCGCUAGACGCGAAGAUGGGAGGAAGAUAUAGUCGUGAAAUAUUUGAUCACACAGGGGCCCUUCGCUACAUCAAAACGUUGAAGCCGUGGCCUCUCAAUCGUGUCAUGACAGAGAAAUACCUUUUCUCUAUCUCCGAAGCGAACGAUUUAUGCUCCUUUCUUGAACCCAUGCUUGCAGUCGAUCAAAGGGAACGUAAGGAGGUUCGCGAUAUGGUUGGCCAUUUUUGGCUAGAUGUGAAGGACGAAGAGUGGGUAGCCGUUGACGGCUGGUAAUGAACCUCAUGUCUCGUUGAUGCUAUCAUUUUACAUAUGGGGUUUCUGUGUCAUGGGUUAUCCGAAAUAUACAACCUUAGCUCUUCUGUCACCCUACUUUAAUUGUGUUUAUUCCUUAUGGUUGCACGAUAGACAUUACGUUGGCUGUAGAUUUAGACACCUUUUAGUUUGGCGACUGUCCAUACGACGGUACAUGUAUUACAUUCUCUUGAGCCAUAAAUUAUUAAAUAUAAAGUCUUUCAUGCUCA